Molecule: messenger RNA, 2444 nt
Organism: Oenanthe melanoleuca
Lineage: Eukaryota; Metazoa; Chordata; Aves; Passeriformes; Muscicapidae
Gene: NT5C2
Product: 5'-nucleotidase, cytosolic II
Exons: 18
Coding region: 409-2109 (566 amino acids)
Biological process (GO): adenosine metabolic process; IMP metabolic process
Molecular function (GO): 5'-nucleotidase activity
Source: RefSeq, a predicted model, not a curated record
CAUGUUGUGACGCUCAAAGCAAGGCUGGGAGUUUUUCAUUUGCUGAUUUGAAAGCAAUUAGGAGGAGGCAUUUCUGUGGCUGCCCAGGAGGCUUUGUGCUGGCUGGGCGUGUGGUCAGCUCAUUUUUUUAGUGGCUACAGCAGGUCAGGUAAUAUGCUGAAAAAUAAGUCCUGGGUGAAUCAGGGCUUUUUGUAUUGCUGUGCUAGGGACAGAUUUUUUUAAAGGUGUCGCAGAACCCAGGGGAUCCAAGCUGUUUGCUCAUCUGCAGCAGGACAAGACUGUGCUUUUGAACGCAUCUGCAAGCCUACAUUGACAAGACACUUGAGGUUCCCUGAAGAGAUAAGUCCUGGCCAGAGGGAAGGUUCAGUGUUGGAAACUCUCAGCUCAGAAAUAAGUAAGCAUUUGAAGAUGACAACCUCAUGGAGCGACCGACUUCAGAAUGCAGCAGAUCUGCCUGCAAACAUGGACGGACAUGCUCUGAAAAAGUACCGCCGGGAAGCCUAUCACCGGGUCUUUGUAAACAGAAGUUUAGCCAUGGAGAAGAUAAAGUGCUUUGGUUUUGAUAUGGACUAUACACUUGCUGUGUAUAAAUCCCCUGAAUACGAAUCUCUUGGAUUUGACCUGACCGUAGAAAGAUUAGUUUCCAUUGGAUACCCUCAUGAGCUGCUCAAUUUUGUGUAUGAUCCUGCAUUCCCUACCAGAGGCCUGGUGUUUGACACCCACUAUGGAAACCUGCUGAAAGUUGAUGCCUAUGGGAACCUCCUAGUAUGUGCACAUGGCUUUAAUUUCCUCAGAGGGCCUGAAACACGGGAACAAUAUCCAAAUAAAUUUAUCCAGAGGGAUGACACAGAUAGAUUUUACAUUUUGAACACGUUAUUCAAUCUACCAGAGACCUACCUGUUGGCUUGCCUGGUGGAUUUCUUUACUAACUGUGACCGAUACACGAGCUGUGAAACAGGGUUUAAGGAUGGAGACCUCUUCAUGUCCUUCAGGAGUAUGUUCCAGGAUGUCAGAGAUGCUGUUGACUGGGUUCAUUACAAGGGAUCACUUAAGGAAAAGACCCUUGAGAAUCUGGAGAAGUAUGUGGUGAAAGAUGGGAAGCUGCCACUGCUGCUCAGCCGCAUGAAUGAAGUGGGGAAGGUGUUUCUCGUCACAAACAGCGACUAUAAAUACACAGAUAAAAUUAUGACUUACUUGUUUGACUUUCCACAUGGACCAAAGCCUGGGAGUGCCCACCGGCCAUGGCAGUCCUACUUCGACCUGAUCCUGGUGGAUGCACGAAAACCCCUCUUCUUUGGGGAAGGCACUGUACUGCGGCAGGUGGACACGGUGACCGGGAAGCUGAAGAUUGGUACUUACACUGGCCCACUGCAGCACGGCAUUGUGUACUCUGGAGGCUCUUCGGACACAGUGUGUGACCUGCUGGGGGCCAAGGGGAAGGAUAUCUUGUACAUCGGAGACCAUAUCUUUGGAGACAUCCUCAAAUCCAAGAAGCGCCAGGGCUGGCGGACCUUCCUGGUGAUCCCCGAGCUGGCGCAGGAGCUGCACGUCUGGACAGACAAAAGCGCCCUUUUUGAAGAGCUGCAGAGUCUGGACAUUUUCUUGGCCGAGCUGUACAAGCAUCUGGACAGUAGCAGCAAUGAACGCCCCGACAUCAGCUCCAUCCAGAGACGCAUUAAGAAAGUGACCCACGACAUGGACAUGUGCUACGGGAUGAUGGGGAGCCUGUUCCGCAGCGGCUCUCGGCAGACGCUGUUUGCCAGCCAGGUGAUGCGCUACGCUGACCUCUAUGCAGCCUCCUUCAUCAACCUCCUCUACUACCCCUUCAGCUACCUCUUCAGAGCCGCCCACGUGCUGAUGCCACACGAGUCCACAGUAGAGCACACGCACGUCGACAUCAAUGAGAAGGAGUCGCCGAUGGCCACACGCAAUCGCACCUCGGUGGAUUUCAAAGAUUCCGACUACAAGCGGCACCAACUGACCCGUUCCAUCAGUGAGAUCAAACCGCCCAACCUCUUCCCCCAGGCACCUCAGGAAAUCACACAUUGCCAUGAUGAAGAUGAUGAUGAGGAAGAGGAAGAGGAGGAAGAAGAGGAAGAAGAGGAAUAAGAAGGAAAGAAACAAGUAUUUCUGAAGAUAAACCGUGACUCUAGCAGUGAUCAGGAAUGGAUUGUUGUUGGGGCCCUUGGGGUGAUGGGUUGGGGGGUGUGAUUCUUGCAAAGGCACAUUUUGAAAGUAUUUGGAAACUUCUAACAAAUUAACACUAAUUAGGAGGAGACCCUUGUUUUCAGUUUUGCAGACGGUUCAAAAAGCUGAUGGAGUCUAACUGGGUGGUGCAUUGAGAUUGGACUGCCCGCCUGUGCUGUCAUGCUACUCCCAUUACAUUUUGGGAUGCUGCAUGUUUCUGCCUUUCCCAUGAUGUGUUUCAUUUGGUUUUCAUUUAA